AUGAAGAUCAACGCACUCACCCUCAUCACCAUCAUGGCCGCUACGGCAUCCGCCACCAAGUCGUUCUACGACCUCUCCGACGACCGGACCUGUACCCUUGGUGACGACAACAACCUCACCUGCGUCAAGGGUAACGACGGCAACGCCCCAGUCAUCGACACAUCGGCCUUCCAGGCUAAGGAAUCGGCCGAGCCCGAAUUCCAGGGUGGUGGUGCCCCCGCCGACGGAAAGCGUGAUAUUGCGAAGCCCUACCCCACCUGCGGUCUCGGUGGCAUCACAGGACUGAUUAGCGACCGCUCCAACUUGGAGGGCCACACGUUUGUCUACCUUGAUGACUACCUCGACAACGUUCGGAACCACCGAAUGACUCAGCAAGAGUUUGACAACGGCAUUCAGCUCAUUGUAACUGCGGCAGCUGCCGCAUCCCCACUUCCAGACCCGUUCUCCCGUGAGGGAUACGCAGCACGUCUUGCCCUUCUCCGCAAGCUGGAGCGCCAACCAACAAUGCCCCUCCCGACCAUCCGAAUGUUCCUCAAGGGAGCUGUGUCUGCUCUGAUGUUUCAGAACGAGGGCAUGAUGAGGUUUAAAGACAAGCUUCACUCUCUCCGUCCGAUCAUUGAGGAGAUCCACCCCGCCGCGUACAGCAACGUCAAGAUUCUCCUCAUGACCGGCAUGGAGGGAAACGAGGACUUACGGACGCGAAUGGCUCGCCUGAUUCUCCGUAUUGAGGCCCGCCGGGUCACUCUCAUCACGGCCAAUAUCGCCUCUCAUAUCGCUGGCGACUUGUUCACCGAGGGAGUGGCAUCUCUGCGGAAGACGGCUUGGUGGAUGAUCGACGACGCCGACCUCUUGAACAUCUGCCGCAAGUUCGCCGAACCGGUCGAGGUCCCCGAGCCGGGCGAACCAGCUCCUGCAUAG
Messenger RNA from Vanrija pseudolonga, 918 nucleotides. RefSeq lists its product as uncharacterized. The transcript has 4 exons. The record is from RefSeq and is a predicted model, not a curated record. Lineage: Eukaryota; Fungi; Basidiomycota; Tremellomycetes; Trichosporonales; Trichosporonaceae. Bases 1 to 918 code for a protein of 305 amino acids.